AUGGACUUGAGCAUCCAAAAAAGUCCUUUGUCUGUUCAGAAAGUUGUAACGUGCAUGAAGAUGAAGCAGGCACCAGAAAUCCUUGGCAAUACGAAUGGAAAGACUCAGAACUGUGAAGUGAAUCGCGAAUGCUCUGUAUUCCUCAGUAAAACCCACCUCUCUCCCACUCUGCAAGAGGGGGUCAUGCAAAAAUUUAACGGCCACGAUGCACUUCCCUUUAUUCCUGCUGAGAAGCUGAAAGAUCUUACUUCCCGUGUGUUUAAUGGAGAACCUGGUGCUCAUGAUGCAAAAUUGCGUUUUGAGUCCCAGGAAAUGAAAGGAAUUGGGACACCACCUAACACAACUCCUAUUAAAAAUGGCUCUCCAGAAAUCAAGCUGAAGAUCACCAAAACAUACAUGAAUGGGAAACCUCUCUUUGAAUCUUCCAUUUGCGGGGACAGUGCAGCUGAUGUGUCCCAGGUUGAAGAAAAUGGACAGAAAGCAGAAAACAAGGCAAGAAGGAGCCGAAAGAGAAGCAUAAAAUAUGACUCCUUCCUAGAGCAGGGCCUUGUUGAAGCAGCGCUUGUAUCUAAGAUCUCAAGUCCCACAGACAAAAAGAUUCCAGCCAAGAAAGAGUCCUGUCCAAAUGGCAGCAGAGACAGAGAUCCUCUGCUGAAGUACAACAUUGGCGAUUUGGUAUGGUCCAAAGUGUCAGGUUAUCCUUGGUGGCCGUGCAUGGUGUCUGCUGACCCGCUUCUUCAUACCUGUACCAAACUGAAAGGUCAGAAAAAGAGUGCACGCCAGUAUCAUGUACAGUUCUUCGGGGAUGCCCCAGAAAGAGCUUGGAUAUUUGAGAAGAGCCUGGUAGCUUUUGAAGGAGAAGGACAGUUUGAAAAAUUAUGCCAGGAGAGUGCCAAACAGGCCCCAACGAAAGCUGAGAAGAUAAAGCUCUUAAAGCCUAUUUCAGGGAAACUACGGGCCCAAUGGGAAAUGGGUAUUGUUCAAGCAAAAGAAGCUGCAGGCAUGUCAGUAGAUGAACGGAAAGCCAAAUUCACCUUCCUCUAUGUGGGAGACCAGCUUCACCUUAACCCUUGCGUAGCUCGGGAGGCUGGUGUUGCUGUGGAGGCCCUGGGAGAAGCAAUCGAGUUCUCAGGAGCCAGUGAAGAAGCUGCUGACCACCUAGAGUGUUUGAAAGAGGAGGGCGUUCCAGUCAAGAGGCGGCGGAGAGCCAAACUGCUAAGCUCUGCUGACAGCCAGGAAAGCUAUUGUGGGACAGUUAACACUACUCCUCAAAAGAUGGCAGAGGCAGACCCCAAAAGAGGAGUAGGGUCUCCCCCCGGGAGAAAGAAGGCCACGGCCUGCAUGCCACGGAGCAGGAAGGGCGAUGCCGUGUCCCAGUUUUUGGUCUUCUGUCAGAAGCACAGGGAUGAGGUUGUCUCUGAGCAUCCAGAUGCGUCCAGCGAGGAGAUCGAAGAGCUCCUUGGCUCACAGUGGGACAUGCUCAAUGAAAAACAGAAAGCACGCUAUAAUACCAAGUUUGCCCUGGUGACCUGUCCCCCAUCUGAAGAAGACUCUGGUAACCUAAAUGGAAAAAAAAGAAACCACACCAAGCGGACACAGGAGCCGAUCGGAGACUUUGAAGUUGAGGAAGCACCCAGGAAGAGACUCAGGACAGACAAGCAGAGUCUUCGCAAGAGAGAGACGUUCACUGACAAAACCACCAGAACAAACUCCUCUAAAGUCACAGAGGCAACAACCUCCUCACUAAAGAGCCAGGCAGCAACGAGAAAUCUGUCUGACGCAUGCAAACCACUGAAGAAGCGAAACCGGGCUUCCACAGCAGCGCCUUCAGCUCUGGGGUUUAGCAAAAGUUCAUCUCCUUCCACAUCCUUAACUGAGAAUGAGGUCUCAGAUGGCGCUGGAGACGAGCCCUCGGAGUCCCCCUAUGAAAGUGCAGAUGAAACACAGACCGAAGUGUCCGUGUCGUCUAAGAAGUCCGAACGAGGAGUGACAGCCAAAAAGGAGUAUGUGUGCCAGCUGUGUGAGAAGACCGGCAGCCUCUUGUUGUGUGAGGGUCCCUGCUGCGGGGCUUUCCACCUUUCCUGCCUCGGGCUUUCCCGGAGACCGGAAGGGAGGUUCACCUGCAAUGAAUGUGCUUCAGGGAUUCACUCGUGUUUCGUGUGUAAGGAGAACAAGACAGAUGUUAAACGCUGUGUCGUGUCUCAGUGUGGAAAAUUUUACCAUGAAGCUUGUGUGAGAAAAUACCCUCUUACUGUAUUUGAAAGUCGGGGAUUUCGUUGUCCUCUCCACACUUGUGUGACCUGCCAUGUAUCAAACCCUUCAAAUCCAAGACCAUCCAAAGGUAAAAUGAUGCGGUGUGUUCGUUGCCCCGUUGCCUACCAUGGAGGGGACGCUUGCUUGGCAGCGGGGUGUUCAGUGAUUGCAUCCAACAGCAUCAUCUGCACGGGUCAUUUCACUGCCCGGAAGGGGAAGAGGCACCACUCACAUGUCAACGUGAGCUGGUGUUUUGUGUGCUCCAAAGGGGGGAGCCUUCUAUGCUGUGAGUCCUGCCCGGCAGCCUUCCACCCUGAUUGCCUGAACAUCGAGAUGCCUGAUGGGAGCUGGUUCUGCAAUGACUGCCGGGCUGGCAAGAAGCUACACUUCCAGGACAUCAUUUGGGUUAAACUUGGGAACUACAGAUGGUGGCCGGCAGAAGUUUGCCAUCCCAAAAAUGUCCCCCCAAAUAUUCAGAAAAUGAAGCACGAGAUUGGAGAAUUUCCUGUGUUUUUCUUUGGGUCUAAAGAUUAUUACUGGACACAUCAGGCACGAGUGUUCCCGUACAUGGAGGGUGAUCGGGGCAGCAGAUACCAAGGAAUUAAAGGAAUUGGAAAAGUCUUCAAAAACGCACUUCAAGAAGCUGAAGCUCGUUUUCGUGAAAUCAGACUCCAGAGGGAAGCCCGAGAGACCCAGGAGAGUGAGCGCAAACCCCCACCAUACAAGCACAUUAAGGUGAAUAAGCCGUAUGGGAAAGUGCAAAUCUAUACCGCUGAUAUUUCUGAAAUUCCUAAGUGUAACUGUAAGCCCACAGAUGAAAACCCUUGCGGCUUUGACUCCGAGUGUUUGAACCGAAUGCUGAUGUUUGAGUGCCACCCCCAGGUGUGCCCUGCGGGCGAGUACUGUCAGAAUCAGUGUUUUACCAAGCGCCAGUACCCCGAGACCAAGAUCAUCAAGACGGAUGGCAAAGGCUGGGGCCUGGUUGCCAAGAGGGAUAUUAAAAAGGGAGAAUUCGUGAACGAGUAUGUGGGUGAGCUGAUUGACGAAGAGGAGUGCAUGGCUAGAAUCAAGCAUGCUCAUGAGAACGACAUCACCCACUUCUACAUGCUUACCAUAGACAAGGACCGUAUAAUCGAUGCUGGCCCCAAAGGAAACUACUCGCGCUUCAUGAACCACAGCUGCCAGCCCAACUGUGAGACCCUCAAGUGGACAGUGAAUGGCGAUACACGAGUGGGCCUGUUUGCUGUGUGCGACAUUCCUGCAGGGACAGAGCUGACCUUUAAUUAUAACCUUGACUGUCUGGGCAAUGAGAAGACCGUCUGUCGGUGUGGAGCCUCCAACUGCAGUGGAUUUCUGGGGGAUCGGCCAAAGACCUCAACAUCCCUUUCUUCAGAGGAAAAGGGCAAAAAGAUCAAGAAGAAAACCAGAAGACGUAGAACAAAGGGCGAAGGCAAGAAGGCAUCCGAGGACGAGUGCUUCCGCUGUGGGGACGGGGGCCAGCUGGUCCUGUGUGACCGAAAGUUUUGCACCAAGGCCUACCACCUCUCCUGCCUUGGACUGGGCAAGCGGCCCUUUGGGAAGUGGGAAUGUCCUUGGCAUCAUUGUGACGUGUGUGGCAAACCUUCGACUUCGUUUUGCCACUUUUGUCCCAAUUCUUUUUGCAAGGACCACCAUGAUGGGACAGCCUUCAGCUCCACACAGGACGGACGGCUCUACUGCUCGGAGCACGAUGGGGGGGCUGAGUCAGUCAGAGGCACCAAGACGGACAAACCCUGCCCAGAACCAAUGAGGUGGAAAGGGAAGAGGAAGAGGAGGCGGGGUUGGCGCAGAGUCACUGAAGGCAAAUAG
Molecule: messenger RNA, 4101 nt
Organism: Chrysochloris asiatica (Cape golden mole)
Lineage: Eukaryota; Metazoa; Chordata; Mammalia; Afrosoricida; Chrysochloridae
Gene: NSD2
Product: Wolf-Hirschhorn syndrome candidate 1
Exons: 21
Coding region: 1-4101 (1366 amino acids)
Biological process (GO): regulation of DNA-templated transcription
Cellular component (GO): nucleus; chromatin
Molecular function (GO): histone H3K36 methyltransferase activity
Source: RefSeq, a predicted model, not a curated record